GUUUAGGCCUCUCCUACAUACUGUUUGGACUCAUGCAAUUUUUGACACUGACAGCGCUCAUAUUGGACCACACCACAGUCACCACUCCUACUAGCCAAAGUGAAUGCGACGAGAUAAUGUUCAGCCACUGACUGUAAGCGGGUGGUGACUUGUGUGUACUGGAAGUGGAUUUGGGGGGAAGCUGAUACCGUAUUCGGUUUCCCCCGUUUCGAGGAAAUGGAGAUUACGGCGGAGGCUGAAGCCGAGGAACGCAGGUGAGGGACUGGGUGGGGAAUCGGCUAACCAAGCUAGCUGUUGAUGUUUGCUAGCUAGCUAGCUUAGCUGGCUAGCUCGUUGGUUAACUAACUUGCUACAUUAAGGUUGUUCACGAUUGAAAACAAGUCUGAAUUGGCCAAUGAACUUCAAAUGUUGUCCUCAGUUUCAUGCCAUAUCCAAUAAUGUCCAUGACAAUAUUUAUUUGCUAACUAGUAACUAGCGUUAACUAGUUUGUUGACUAAAUUAGCUAUCGUUAGCUAGCUAGCUUGAGUUAGCAUUAUUAGCUAGACGUUAGCUUAAUAAGUAACUAGCUAGCAAACUGGAAGGAAGUGCAAUUUUGGUAUGGCUAAUUCCUUGUAUGACAGGUGCUGUACAAGAGGGGUAUUUAUAGAGUUCACCGGGCGUUAGCCAGGUGCCCCGCUCUGUCCCGCGGCGAAAUCGGCUGAAAACAAAAGUGGGAUAUUUAAACACGUAUAGUAAUGAGUAGGAUUCUGCAUUUUCCCAUAGAAAAGCGAUUGCUUUUGAUUUAAAAAUUUGAAAUCUUUAUCUCCUUCCCAAUGAAAACUAGUUUGAAAAUUCUAACAUUUAUUUUAUACAACAAGAGUUGUGUGUUUCUGGAUGAUUCACUAUGCUGUCUUGUUGACAACAUGACGGAGAGGUGCAGAUUACUGUUCGAUUUAAGAAGGGCGAUCCUCCUUUCCUGUUUUGGCCUGAUGAUGUGACUGGCCAUAUCACGGUGUACGCCGGGCCAGAUUAAUCUAACGCCUCAGUGAUCGAGAUACGGUACUGUAGGUGAGUGUCAACAUGACAUGGGCACUUUGGGGUGGACCCACCGGUUUCAAUCAAUGAGAGAAUAUUUCAAAUAGAUAAAAUGGCGACGUACAUAUUGUUGGAUUACUUCAUGGACCAAAAUGUUUAUUUAUUUUAAUAACGGAGCAUCUUCUAAAUUCAAACGCACCACCUGCAACUGGACACAUACAUUUUAGAAGAUACAUGUUUGGCCGAGUCAAGAACGAAGAUAGUAUCGCCAAGUUAAGGUUGGUAGAAAAUGAUCUCAAUCUGUGCUACACUAAACAGUACCUUACCUGUAACUCUCAUUAAUGGAUACCAAAAAACGUUGGUUAAAUCACUGUCUGGUAUAACACUCUAUAAUCACUGACAGACUCCUUCAGUAGUCAUGAAACAGUGGCACACACUUCAGUUGGUUCAUCCUUAACCCCCUUUCUUCCAACCCUGUAACCUGACUGAGCCCUGGAUUUUUUAGGCCUAAUUUCUGUCAUACUUUGCUGCAGAUUUGAGUAAUGUUUAGUUUUUCAUAGGAUACUUUUUACAAGGAAACUAGAUCUUCCUAAAAUCUUCCUUCUGGUAUUGUUCUUCAUUGUUCCUCAUUACUCAAGACUAUCCUCCCAAGUGUGUGUGGGAGAGUGUGUGUCAGCAUUGAGUUCCAGCUAGCUGCUGACUUGAGGAAAAAGGAGGAAGUCCUGGAUAUGAGCUUGCACUUUGUCUGUUGGUCAAAGGGAUUUCGGCUCAGCCUGAUUUUAUUUUCUCACCAUCAAAUAGGCUACUUUAAGGCAUAUAUAUUCACUUUUGAUUCUGCUGCUCUUUCAAUGCAAGUGGAAAGUGAUACACAGUUCUAUUCACUCACCCAGAUCUGUUAACUCUUUGUACUCAAUACUGUUGUUUUAAAGAGUUUGCCAUUAGCCUAUGUCCAUUGGAUGUUGUAGCCCACAUCACCUUUACCUAGGCUAUAUAGGCUAGGCCUAGUGUCUUACCUACAGUGCAUUCGGAAAGUAUUCAGACCCCUUGACUUUUUCCACAUUUUGUUACAUUACAGCCUUAUUCUAAAAUUGAUUAAAUUGUUUUUGUUCCUCAUCAAUCUACACACAUUACCCUAUAAUGACAAAGCAAAAGCAGGUUUUUAGAAAUGUUUGCUUAUUUAUAAAAAAUAAAAACCUGAAAGAUGAUAUUUACAUAAGUAUUCAGACCCUUUACUCAGUACAUUGUUGAAGCACCUUUGGCAGCGGUUACAGCCUCCAAGUCUUCUUGGGUAUGACACUACAAGCUUGGCACACCUGUAUUUGGGGAGUUUCUCCCAUUCUUCUCUGCAGAUCCUCUCAAGCUCUUUCAGGUUGGAUGGGGAGUGUCACUGCACAGCUAUUUUCAGGUCUCCCCAGAGAUGUUAGAUCAGGUUCAAGUUCAGGCUCUGGCUGGACCACUCAAGGACAUUCAGAGACUUCUCCCGAAGCCACACCUGCGUUGGCUUGGCUGUGUGCUCAGUCUGAGGUCCUAAGCGCUCUGGAGCAGGUUUUCAUCAAGGAUCUCUCUGUACUUUGCGCCGUUCAUCUUUGCCUCGAUCUUGACUAGUCUCCCAGUUCCUGCCGCUGAAAAACAUCCCCACAGUAUAAUGCUGCCACCACCAUGCUUCACUGUAGGGAUGGUGCCAGGUUUCCUCCAGACGUGACGCUUGGCAUUCAGGCCAAAGAGAUCAAUCUUGGUUUCAUCAGACCAGAGAAUCUUGUUUCUCAUGGUCUGAGACUCUUUAGGUACCUUUUGGCAAACUCCAAACGGGCUGUCAUGUGCCGUUUACUGAGGAGUGGCUUCCGUCUGGCCACUCUACCAUAAAGGCCUGAUUGGUGGAGUUCUGCAGAGAUGGUUGUCCUUCUGGAAGUUUCUCCCAUCUCCACAGAGGAACUCUAGAGCUCUGUCAGAGUGACCAUCGGGUUCUUGGUCACCUCCCUGACCAAGGCCCUUCUCCCCCGAUUGCUCAAUUUGGCCGGGCGGCCAGCUCUAGGAAGAGUCUUGGUGGUUCCAAACUUCUUCCAUUUAAGAAUGAUGGACACCACUGUGUUCUUGGGGACCUUCAAUGCUGCAGACAUUUUUUGGUACCCUUCCCCAGAUCUGUGCCUCGACACAAUCCUGUCUCUGAGCGCUACGGACAAUUCCUUCGACCUCAUGGCAUGGUUUUUGCUCUGACAUGCACUGUCAACUGCGGGACCUUAUAUAGACAGGUGUGUGCCUUUCCAAAUCAUGUCCAAUCAAUUGAAUUUACCACAGGUAGACUCCAAUCAAGUUGUAGAAACAUCUCAAGGAUGAUCAAUGGAAACAGGGUGCACCUGAGCUCAAUUUCGAGUCUCAUAGCAAAGGGUCUGAAUACUUAUGUAAAUAAGGUAUUUACGUUUUUUAUCUUUAAUAAAUGUGCAAACAGUUCUAAAAACCUGUUUUUCCUUUGUCAUUAUGGGGUAUUGUGUGUAGAUUGCUGAAAAAAAUAAAUAUUUAAUCCAUUUUAGAAUAAGGCUGUAACGUAACAAAAUGUGGAAAAAGUCAAGGGGUCUGAAUACUUUCCGAAGGCACUGUAUGCUCUGCACAGUCACACUGUUGUACCGAAGAUAUUCAACUACUACUUCCUCAACCACUAAGAAACACUUCUUUGCUAAUAAAAACUAGGCUACAGUAACAGUAUUAAAGACUUCCCCGGGAUGCAUUUCUGUUGCACCAUUUAGGACACUAUAUGUCUAUGGUCUCAGUAUACUUUAGAAUACUUAGCCUUUAUCUACUUAGCCUAGUACAAUGCAUUUCAUUGGGUGCUGUAUAUGCAGUGCACAGCCAUUAGUUUGUAGUCACCAUGGUUCAUUCGCAGUCAUUGCACUGUAGUUUGUUUGUUAUGGCAGAAUCUUACUGUGUGAUGUCUUGUCAGUCAGUCAGUCAAUGCUGGUUUUCAUUUUUCUGCUCAACUGUCUACUCUUGAAUGUUUGGGUGAGGCGCAAGUUCAGUCAAGCCUAUACCUACCUCUUCACUCUUUUCCUCCCUUCCCUCCAUUCUCUCUCUCCCUCCUCCCUCUCUCCUCCCUCUUUCCAGGCGGGAACACUGGAAGCUGCUCUCCAGUCUGAAGACCACGGUGGAGGGCCUGGUGUCCACCAACAACCCUAACGUAUGGUCUCGCUACGGUGGUCUGCAGCGGCUGCACAAGGACAUGAACCAUAUCCUCAGCCACGGCCUCAAGCACGAGCAGGUCAGUCCUCAGGAACAACUACUCUUUUACUUACUCUUAACUCUUUUACACUAUCAUUUGUACUUUUGAAAAAGGUAAUAAUAAGGCCUUAUUAUUUGGCUGUUUUUCAGCCUCUUUAUUUAAAUGCACUUAUAUUGUUGCUCUGGAUAAGAGCAUCUGCUAAAUGGGAGUUCAGCGUUUGUUCCCUGCACUUUCUUUGAGGCUGCUGAGAAUGAACAUUUCAUUAUUCUACUGCUUCUUCUCUGAAUCUGUUUUAUGACAUUCUGUUUUUAUCCUGUCCUGGUAACCCAAAUGUAUGAUGAAUAGGGAAAAACUGGUACAAAUAUGGUAAUAACAGCACAUUGUGGCCUUUAAUCGGCCAUAAGUAGGACAAUACCAUUGUACUGUAGUAAACGCCGGUUUUGUGUUGCAGGUGUACUACAAGCAGAAAGACUACUGGCCCUUUGUGUGGUGUGUCCGCUACAUCAGCCCUCACCUGGCCUCACAUGUAGAACAGGUAUUGUACUCUAGCAAUCUACCCUGAUGUUAUUCAUGCCUAUCUCUUUACAAUGAUUAUUCAUCCCGUGUAUAUGAUGGGGGAGCCAGUACAGUUUGUUGUGACCACAGAGAUUGGCUGCGUCCCAAAUGGCACCCUAUUCCCUACAUAGUGGACUACUUUUGACCAGAGCCUAGUGCUGAGCAAUUAGUGCUUUUUGAGGUCGGUUCGGUUCAGUCUCGGUUAUAAAAAAAGAAUCACGGUUUUCGAUUUCGUGUUCAAUAUUUUUUUUUAAACAUCAAAUGCAUUAUAGAAUAAUGACAAAUUAUCUUGGAGCUUUUUUAAUGGAAAUCCCAAAGCCAAAAAUAGUGAACAUUCAAUUGCUAAAACAUUGAAAACAUCCCAUUGUCUUUGUCAGGUCCACAUUGGCUAGACAUCAAUAUAAAAAUAGGAUAUGACUAUGAAAUAAAAUAUUUUGGUUGUGUAUAUUACUUAGCUUUUAUUUAAUAAUUUUUCAUUCUUUAAAGGUGCACUAUGCAGAAAUCGCUCUGCCAUUUCCCGGUUGCUAAAAUUCUAAUAGUUCACCUAAUUUUAGUUUGUGACAAAACAAGUAUAGAGAAUCAUUGUACCAUCUAAACCGCUUUCAAAUAUCUUUUCCAUAACCAAAAAUAUUGUAUUUUCAGCUGUUUGAAGCUGGUGUACAAAACCGAAAGUAAAAGACGCAAAAACAAAACUUAAGAUUGGGAAGCAUAGAAGUAGCGCACAUAGAACAAAUUUCCCGCUUCUUGCUGCUUUAAAGUAAUCUCAUCUCUGCUCAAGCAGUAGCAGCCAGACAACAUUUCUACAUUUACAUUUUAGGCAUUUAGCAGACGCUCUUAUCCAGAGCGACUUACAGUUAGUGAGUGCAUACAUUUUCAUACUGGCCCCCCGUGGGAAACGAACCCACAACCCUGGCGUUGCAAGCGCCAUGCUCUACCAACUGAGCUACACGGGGCCCUACUGCCAUCUAACAUUAUCUCUGUGCUCCCCAUAGUAGCUGCCUAAUUAUUCUGCAGAGCUGUCUGACAAAAUCAUUUGACUAGUUCUUCAAAGUACGUAAGGCAUACGUUCAAGACUGCUUAUUACCAACUACAACUAUCAAUCGUGUUGAGCUACCUCACGAACUGUCUCUAUCCCUCUCAUCUUUGUGUUGUUUACAUUCCUCUUUGUGUUGUUUACAUUCCUCUCUCAUGUGGUCUGUGUGUAGGCUAUCAGUCUCCAUCGAGCCGGGAAGAACAUGCACAAUGGAUUAUGGUCAUUGUAGUUAAUUACCACGUUUCUUUGCUGAACUAGGUUGAAUGUUUGCCUAAUGAAAACUACUCCCUUCAGCUCCCUUCAGCCCUGCAUCCCAGAAAGAAAGUUCUUGACUUAAUUUAUCUUGUGAAUUAUUUGAUUUCUUUCUAGAGAAACAGCGCAUUGAGCUCACAAAAAAAUUAACUAAAUGGAAUUUAAGCAAUUGAACUGAUGUUUUUAAUUUUUUAUAAAGACCUUUUUACAUCAGCAGAUGUCACAAAGUGCUUAUACAGAAACCCAGCCUAAAACCCCAAACAGCAAGCAAUGCAGAUGUAGAAGCACGGUGGCUAGGAAAAACUCCCUAGAAGGCAGGAACCUAGGAAGAAACCUAGAGAGGAACCAGGCACUGAGGGGUGGCCAGUCCUCUUCUGGCUGUGUCGGGUGGAGAUUAUAACAGUACAUGUGUGAAUUUAAGUAUGCUCCCUCUAAUUCUCUCUCUCUGUUCUGAUUGUUCUUCAAGAUGUUCAAAAAUUGACCAGCAGGGGCAAAUUGACCAGCAGGGUCAAAUUAAUAAUCACAGUGGUUGUAGAGGGUGCAACAGGUCAGCACCUCGGGAGUAAAUGUCAGUUGGCUUUUCAUAGCCGAGCAUUCAGAGGUCAAGACAGCUGGUGCUGUAGAGAGGGAGAGUCGAAAACAGCAGGUCCGGGACAAGGUAGCACGUCCGGUGAACAGGUCAGGGUUCCAUAGCCACAGGCAGAACAGUUGUAACUGGAGCAGCAGCACGACCAGGUGGACUGGGGACAGCCAGGAGUCAUCAGGCCAGGUAGUCCUGAGGCAUGGUCCUAGGGCUCUGGUCCUCCGGGAGGGGAGGGAGGGAGGGAGAGAGAGAGAGAAUUAGAGGGAGCAUACUUAAAUUCACACAGGACACCAGAUAAGACAGGAGAAUUACACUAGAUAUAACAGACCUAGCCCCCCGGCACAUAGACUAUUGCCCUCUGAGCCCUGGUCAAAAGUAGGGUACUAAGAGGGGUCGCGUUAACGCAGAAUUAUGUGUAUUUCACACAAUUAAAAUAUAUAUAUAAUGCAUAAGAAAUAUCUUCCUGCGUUCUGUAAAUGCAGAUCUAAAGUGAUUCUUAUUGGAAUUUCUGAUUGGCAUCAGACACAUUUUGUGCUUCAGUUGCACUUCUCCACUCAGAUGAGAGAACCAGCAUUCUAUCAGUAGACAGCACUCUGACUGAUGUGUAGCUACUUUUCCUUCGGUACUUUUCUCAGUGUAGCCUGCCUACUUUUCUCUGGUAAAAUGAAAGAUUAACUUGAAGCAAAACUUUAGGAAAUGUAGCUGACUACAUUCUUUCUAUGAUAACAUUAGAAAUAUGAUGGCCAUGCAUCAUUUAGCAAAAAAUACCUUGCCUUUUCAUUGUAAGCUCAUUUACUUGUGUGGUUGCCAGCCAAAUAGCGUUGCACUUCUGUUGUCAUCAGUUGAAAAUAAAGCUAUUUUCUGCCAAAUGUGUUGCACUAAUGUAUUUUCUUUGAAAGAAAACUGUAGUUGCACUCCCCUGCUCACUCUAUACAUUUUGUAAAACUAUUAACAUUCAAUAUAAAAUCCAGGUGAAAUGGUUUAAAACGUAGAUUUUUGCAAGGUCUGCGUUUUGAAAAUGCAGAUUUCUGAACUCUAACGCGACCCUUACUAUAUAGGGAAUAGGGUGCCAUUUGGGAGGCAAAAAUUGUUUUAUCUAUAUGGUUGUGACAACAAUACAGUGAUUAGCCAUUGUGUAGCCUAAUGAUAAGUAGUGGUUCUAAGUUGAUGCUAAACCUGAGCUUAAUGGUAGGCUGGCUCACAGUUGACAAUGAGUUAAAAAGAGGCAAGGAUAAGCUUUAGUGAAUGAAUAAACAUAUAACUUUCACUCAGUAACCUUUGCACUCUUACCAGGGUAAUGCUUCAUCAACACCCUUCUCACAUGCUACUGUUGUGAAAGCCCAAUGCCCUUUAACCUUUUAGCCCCUGACCUCUUUCCCCUCUUUGUUGAUGAGCUAAUGUUUUUUUGUGGAAAUCUGCUGUAUCUUCACAAAACACUCUUGAUGAUCUCAGCUACCCCCUGUUACAUUAACAUAGACGGCACAAACAGAUCUGGGGGGGGGGCAGCCAGCCAGCCAGCCAGCCAGCCAGCCAGCCACAUGUUCACCUGUUAUAUUUAAUGGUAAUCUCUCACCAUCUCUUCUCCCUAUCUCUUUCUGUAUUUUUCCUCACCCUUCCCCUCCCAUCACUCCCCCUCGCCCUCUCCCCUUCGCCCUCUCCCCCUCACUCUCUCUCCCAUACACUCCUCCUUCUAUUUCCCCUAUCCCUCCCCCCUCCGCUCUCUUUCUCUCACUCUACCCUCACCUCUCUCCCUCUCUCUCCCUCCCCUUUCUGGACCCUGUAGUUCAGUAAGCUGGAGCCCGUGCUGAGCAGUGGUAUGCAGAGUGUUGGGGAAGGCUACAAGGCAGAGCGCUGGCUAUUGCACAGCCUUCAGGUCCACCUGCUCUCCGCCCAGCUCAGACCCCUGCUCAAACACCAGGGACACACGCGCAAGUACUACAACGGUAAGGCUGCGUGUGAGUGUGUGUGCCCCGGCCAAACCAAGACCACUGUAGUUAAGUUUGUAGAUUUGAUGAAGGAAUUAUGUAAUUAGGGCUGGCACAGUAAUUGUAUGAUCGUGUAACCGUCGAUUCUGGAUGAAAAUAAAAUAACCUUUGUAACACUUGUUGUUUUUUGCUAUACAAACGAUUAUAACGGUGACUGUGGUCAUUUUACUGAGAAAAAAAAAAGUCAUCCAAAAGUCCAUGACCAUCACAGCCCUAGACGUAAUCAAUGUUUUGGGCCUGUGAUAUCGAUUGGACUAUAUCUGUGGUAUUUCCUUGUCCUAUUGACCUUCCCUUCUCGCUCGCUCUCCCUCUCUCUCUGUCUCUCUCUUUUUCUGUCUCAGAGGAGGCCUUUCUCCUGAAAGAGCCCCAUGUGACGGCCAUGUUUCAGUAUCUGGAGGCCGUGGAGCAGAACAACCCCCGUUUGCUGGCACUCGUCGACACAGUCAGGGUGGGCACCUCUCACGCACACACACACACACACACACACACACACACACACACACACACACACACACAGUUGAGCACCACACACCAAUCAUACUCUCUCUCUGUCUGUACAUGUUAAUGUCUGAAGUUCCUGUCCCUGAUAUCCACUUCAGCAUUAGUGGCUGAUCUCGCUCCCUCCAUCUCUCUAUUUGUCUUCUCUUUUCCGAUACCUCUCAACCAUGCCUGACACAUAAAUUGUGUCUCUUGCCAUGUUGUUUUGGGUUUUUUCUUUCCCCAUGUUUUUACUAUAACUUUUUCCUAUACCUAAGGUUCUGUGCCUGUGUUGAUCUCUUACCAUCUAUCUUACUGUACCGCUCUUUCACUCUCUAAUUUGUCUCUAAUCCUCCCCCUCUGUUUUUCUCUUUCUUUCUCAGCUGUCCACUCUGAAGGGCCCUCAGUGCGUGGGGGGCCUGUUGAAGAGCCAGAGUCUGUGUGUGCUGCCUGGGGCCGGAGGAGGCUGGAGGGCCGGGCUGGGCAAGGGCCAGGGGCCCCCUAGGGAAGAGCUCAACCGCAGGCUCACCACCUCCCAGUGUUCCCUCCCCCACCAAGACAGAGGACAUACACUGAACAGCAUAAACACAGGGGUCAUCUCAGAGAGGAACUCAGGUGAGGAGAGAGUGAUGGGAGGGGUGGAGGGAGGAUAGGAGAGCGAGAGAGACAGGCUCACCGCCCCCAGUGCUCCCACCGAGACGAAGGACACACACCCAGCAAUAACACAGGGGUCAUCUCAGAGGGUAACUCGUGUCAGGUGAGGAAAUAGGGAGCUGAGGGAGGUUAGCGAUGGGAGAAAAGGAAGAAUGUAAGGUGAGGGAUGGGAAUGAGGGUGUGAGAGUGGGAAAGAGAAAGUGGUACCCAACACUGACACCACUACGGUCGGCCACAUUAGAGAGCAACACAGGUCAGGAGAGAGGGGUAGGAAGGAGAGAUGGAGGGAUUAGGGUAGGGAGUGAGAACAUGGGACAAAGAGCAACACCAACACAGAUCAGGAGAUAUUGGGUGUUGGAGGAAAGCAAAGGGAUUGAGUGUAAGGAAGGCAGACCAGAAAGAAAGGGGAGGAGUAAUAAAUGAAACAGAUUAAAGCAGGGAAUUAAGUAGAGGUGGAUGAACCGUACAGUAGGUUAUAGUUUCAGAAGGAGGAGUGGGAAGAUUGGGAGACGGAGGGAGGGAGCGGUAGAUUCUGAGAAGGAGAGGAGCAGCAUUGUGAAUGGAGGUUAGGCAGGACGUGCCUCGUGUUAUCGCAUUAUCAUUUCAAAAGGUCAAUGUCCACAAUAAGUCACAAUAGCUGAAACAUUCAGAAGGUUGAAGAUAGAAUUGGGAAGUAUAGAAGUGACACUGAGAAUUAUGUCUGCUCUGUUAUGUUACAGUUUUAGUUGAAAGUCUCAGAAAAUGUCAACCACCUUAUAUAAGCGGCUUCCCCUGAUGCCUAAAUUCCCUAGUAUCUGCUUUUGAGUUCACCGAGUCUACACCGACAUGAUUGUGUAAGGAAAUGCGAUUUGAAUAAAGCAUUGAAGAAGUUUCUUCGAACAAUCAGUCUAACUGAAACUCUCUUCUUGUUCCCCCUCUACAGACACUAUUCCAUCAGCCAGCGCCCCGGGAGCCCCCUGGGGGUGCGUGUCAGGGUCAGGGGGGGAAGGCGAGCGGGGCGUGACUCCUCCUCCCGGCCCCUUGGCAGCUGUCCCCCGCAUCGCCCUGACCGAGCCUGCCUCUCCAGGCCCUGUCCACUCCGACACCCUAGACUCCGGCGAGGGCGACGACGGCCCAGAGUACCUGGCCAUCGGUAACCUGGGGCAACGCUGCAAUCGGCGUGAAUCCCAGAACUCCACCCCCGGCCACGAGCCCAGCAGCGAGCCUAGCGGCGGUGGCGAAUUAGGUGGCGAGGUUCCGGUCCAGCCCCCUAGGCGGAGCUCCCUGGCUGUGGUCCCGCCCUCUGCUCCCCGAAGGUCAUCCUUCUCGGAGGGACAGAGGGGGCAGGGUCGGGGGGGCAGCAGGGGGCACAUCCGCUCGAUGUCUGACACGGGGAUCAACCACAAACAUAGACAUGGUGAGCAUGUGUGUUUGCUUGUACAGCAGGUGAGAGGCUAGGGUAUGUUUGCUGAGCAUGAGUGCAAGCCAAUAAGUGUAUGUUUUAAUUUCAAAUAAGUCAUUCAAAUGUGUUUGCAUGCAGCAGGUGAAUGGCUGCAAGACUAGUGUUUGUAUAAGAGUGUGUGUAUGCAGCAGGUUAGCGCCUGGGAGAGAGAGAGAGAGCUUGCGCGUGUGUGUGUGUGUGUGUGUGUGUGUGGGGGUGUGUAGGUGUAGGUGCAGUGUUAUGCGACAUGGACCACAUCCAGCACAUUUGUCUUUCUCUGAUGCUCGGUUGCCAGUUGCCACAGUGCUUUUUCCUUUUCCUCUAUUUUCUCACUGCUAACCUCUCUCUCUCUCUCUCUCUCUCUCUCUCUCUGCGUGAAGGAGGGGGCCACAGGAAAAUCACCAUUAUAAUAGAGGACCCUGUAGCAGGUUGGCAGUGCAGUUCUUCUGUGCUCCAUCUCUCCCUCUCUCAUCCCCCUUUCCCUGCAUGAUAAUUCCCUACUUCCCCUUCUCUUAUCUCUGGCCUUGCUUUUGGUUCCUCAUUUGUGCUGUUCUUGGUUGCUGUUUUGGUUGUUGUUUGGUUGGUUUUAGGUCAAACCAAGGUCACUCAAGACCCUAGGCCUUUGGUUAAAGUUUGGCUAGUUUUAGGUCCAACCAAAAUGAAGACCCUAGGCCAAAACAGCUUGCCAUGUUCAUUAAUUGUGUUGGUUAAGGUUUGAAUCCACGCUACUUUCAUUACAUUGUGACGUUUUGAUGUUGUUUUUUUGGUCAUUCAGUGAAUGCAUCAUGAUUUUACUAUACAUUUUUACGAAUGUUUCCAUUUCUCUGUUUUUGAUUUCUAAGGUCAGUAUAACUUUAAUUUAUUAGUUGCUAAUGUGGUCAGAAACACUGUCAGCAAUCAUAAGCUUAUCAUCACAAUAUUCGCCUUGGAUUUGCAGUGGAGAGGAGACCAUAGUACUUCAUAUUUGAUAGAUUUUUCAUUGAUACAUUUACUUUCGAUACAUCCUUUGUGGGUGUCUGACUGAGCAUAUCUCAACAUGGAUAUUAAAGUUGAAAUCUCAAGACUACUACGACACUGUUCAGUUAAGUCUGUUUCUGCUUUAGCCAACUUUAGCACAAAUGUUGAAUACAGAAAAAAUCUGGUAACCAGGCUAGUUGGCCCUUGAUGAUAAGACACUGAUCUUUCUUCAUUUUUGUGGUCAAUCUAACGUCUGCUGUGUGUUCUGUUUGUCAGAAUCGUUGGUUGGAGAGGACUGCUGUGUGAAGGCCUACAGCCCCUUCUGCCCUGUCAUCAGUGAUGUCAGCACACCCAGCUCCCUCUAUUUGGAGUCAAGUGAGUACACUGGUUCAAACAUAAUAACUACCUAGCUGGCAAAAGAAUAUGAAUUGUCACUAUCCAUCACCUUACCUGAGGUAUAUAUUCCUGUGACACCAAUACCUUCAACAUACAGUGUUUGAGGCUUGUGUCUUUACUGAAAGUGUGUGUGUGUCUCUGCAUGUGUGUGUGGUCUCUCUGCAGAUGGCUCCCAGUACAGCGGUAUUCCAGACGGCAUGUUCCGGAAGCCGUCAGAGGGCCAGAGCCUCAUCAGCUACCUGUCGGAGCAGGACUUCGGCAGCUGUGCUGACCUGGAGAAGGUGAGCCUGGGGAGGGUUCAUAAUCCCACAUCAUCUGACCCCUGACCUUUGAGUGAUUAGAAUCUAAUGUCUAAACAUUCCAAUUCUCCCGAAGUCCUUUUAAAGGAAGUGUAUGAGUGCACACUAAGGACAGAAUAAGCAACAUGGUCGAAGAAUGUACUGGUUGGCAAGGAGGAUGGGUUUCUUUGAUGAAAUCAAUAAUCUAAUACGAUUGGAUUGGUAUCAUUUAAGAGACCCUUACUCUGUUAAAUCAAUCAUAACUUCCUUUUGAAAGUGUUACAGCAAGGCCUCACUCUCCCCCCGCUUAUCUGCAUGUCUCAUUCCAGGAGAAUGCCCACUUCAGCAUCUCUGAGUCUCUUAUUGCCGCCAUCGAGCUGAUGAAGUGCAACCUGCGGCGGCGGCGGGAGGAGGAGGAGGAUGGCGAUGACAGCGACUCAGAGAUCCAGCAGUUAAAACAGAAGAUCCGCCUGCGCAGGCUGCAGAUCCGACGCAGCUGCCUGCCGCUCUCGCAGCACUGUAAGAGCUUACGCAUGGCCGGACAUACACUUGCACGGGUGCAUGCACACGCACACACACACACACAAACACACACAACGACUCCCAAAUUAGUCCCCAUGUCAUCGCUUUGCUGGUAUUGAUUUUAACCCUGUCUCCCUUCCUCCAGUGUUCCACUCCACAGACAGCGGAGGCUCCCGCAGGAGCUCCCAGGAUUCCUUUCACAUGUCCGACUCGGGCUCUGCCGAGGAGGUGGAGGAGUGCGAGCUGAGAGGUAGAGAGAGGGAACGUUAGGAAGGAUGAGUGUGGACUUGGAGGGAGGGAGGGAAGAGGUUUACAUUAUACACAUAUCAUGCAAGCUUUGUGGGAAGUGGUGUCAUUUUUAGUUUGUGUGCCAUUUUUAGUUUGUGUGCCAUAAGUUCACAACCUCAUUGUCAUGUGCCCCAUAUCAUUCAUCCACCCACCAAGGCUGGAAACAUCUCCCAUUUUUAAUGGUAGUCAUUAACAUUGCUCUCUCGACUGUUGGGGCAAGGUAGCUAGGUCGUUGGUAAAUGUGUUGGCAGGGUAGAUAGGUGUGUGUGUGUGUGUGUUUGCCUGUGUGUUUCUAAAAGUAGCCUUCAUGCAUGUGUGUGACUACGUCCUCCUGUUUAUGUGUGGGUAUAGACAGUACUACUGUGUGUAGUUAUACAGUGCAUUUGGAAAGUACUCAGACCCCUUGACUUUUUCCACAUUUUGUUACGUUACAGCCUUAUUCUGAAAUUAAUUACAUAAAAUUUUUUUGUCAUCAAUCUACACACAACACCCCAUAAUGACAAAGCAAAAACAGGUUUUUAUAAAUGUUUGCAAAUGUAUUAAAAAUAAAAAACAGAAAUACCUUAUUUAAGUAGUCAGACUCUUUGCUAUGAGACUCGAAAUUGAGCUCAGGUGCAUCUUGUUUCCAUUGAUCAUCCUUGAUGUUUCUACAACUUGAUUGUAGAAAUUUACCUGUGGUAAAUUCAAUUGAUUGGACAAGAUUUGGAAAGGCACACACCUGUCUAUAUAAGGUCCCACGAUUGACAGUGCAUGUCAGUGCAAAAACCAAGCCAUGAGGUCGAAGGAAUUGUCCAUAGAGCUCCGAGACAGGAUUGUGUCGAGGCACAGAUCUGGGGAAGGGUACCAAAAAAUGUCUGCAGCAUUGAAGGUCUCCAAGAACACAGUGGCCUCCAUCAUUCUUAAAUGGAAGAAGUUUGGAACCACCAAGACUCUUCCUAGAGCCUGGCCUAACUGAGCAAUCGGGGGAGAAGGACCUCUGGUCAGGGAGGGUGACCAAGAACCCAAUGGUGACUCUGACAGAGCUCCAGAGUUCCUCUGUGGAGAUGGGAGAAACUUUCAGAAGGACAACCAUCUCUGCAGCACUCCACCAAUCAGGCUUUUGUGGUACAGUGGCCAGACGGAAGCCACUCCUCAAUAAAAGGCACAUGACAGCCCGCUUGGGGUUUGCCAAAAGGCACCUAAAGACUCAGACCAUGAGAAACAAUUCUCUGGUCUGAUGAAACCAAGAUUGAACUCUUUGGCCUGAAUGCCAAGUGUCACAUCUGGUGGAAACCUGGCACCAUCCCAACGGUGAAGCAUGGUGGUGGCAGCAUCAUGCUGUGGGGAUGUUUUUCAGCGGCAGGGACUGGAAGACUAGUCAGGAUCGAGGGAAAGCUGAAUGGAGCAAAGUACAGAGAGAUCCUUAAUGAAAAUCUGCUCCAGAGCGCUCAGGACCUCGGACUGGGGUGAAGGUUCACCUUCCAACAGGACAACGACCCUAAGCACACAGCCAAGACAAUGCAGCAGUGGCUUCAGCACAAGUCUCUGAAUGUCCUUGAGUGGCCCAGCCAGAGCCCGGACUUGAACCCGAUCGAACAUCUCUGGAGAGACCUGAAAAUAGCUGUGCAGCGACGCCAAAUACAGGUGUGCCAAGCUUGUAGCGUCAUACCCAAGAAGACUCGGCUGUAAUCGCUGCCAAAGGUGCUUCAACAAAGUACUGAGUAAAGAGUCUGAAUACUUAUGUAAAUGUGAUAUUUCCGGGGGGGUUUGCUGUUUUUGCCUAGUCAUUAUGGGGUAUUGUGUGUAGAUUGAUGAGGAACAAAAACAAUUUAAUCAAUUUUAGAAUAAGGCUGUAACGUAACAAAAUUUGGAAAAAGUCAAGAGGUGUGAAUACUUUCCGAAUGCACUGUAUAUAGUAUAUGUGGUGUGGGGCCAAUGCUGAGUGUAGUCUCUGUCUCUCAGAUGGCUGUGAGGGCCAGUCCCUGAUGGAUGUGUCAAGGAGCGGCCUCUCGCUGUCGCUCGCCUCGCUCUUCUCAGGUAUCUGGGCUGGUGGGGAGGGACAAGAGACAGGGCUAGGGGUGCAGGGGAGCUAUGGAUGUGGAAGGCUGGACAAAUGUAGCUGGAUUCCAUGGCUCUUUCUCAAUGAAUCUUUCUGCGAUUCCUCCCAUCCUAUCUCUUCAGCUCCUUCUCAACUGUAUUGAAGGAGAAGAUUCGAGGUCCUAUUGAAGGAGAAGAUUCAAGGUCCCUCCCCUCUGAACUUCUUCUCCAAUGUGUUUUGAGGAGGAGGCGUGGAGAGGAAGCGAGGAAUUUUGGAGAGAUGAAUUGAGGAAGAGCCCUUACCAAAAAAUGUAUUUCCCUUUACUUUCUUUUUUUGAGUGAUUGAUGUUCACGGUUAGCGUCAUAUACCUUUUUCUUUGAGCUUUCAUUUUAAUUUGGUAUAAUUUCUACCAGAUUGCUGCCCAUUGGUACCUAGUCAUUUAAGAGGUUUUCAGUUUGGAAUCCAGCUAGAUGCUGGCCUGGCUUGUGUGCUUUAUAUUGCCUUUGCUGCUCCAGGGUUAGGGAGACCGGCGAUGAGUGUGAGUGUAUGUACAUCUAUGGUUUGAUGGGGGUUAGGGUCUUCAGUAGACUAGUAUAUUUGCUGGCAGCAGUGUAUAGCUACUGCUGCUAUUGGUCAUUCAUUCCAUUCCAUUCAUUCAUUCCUUCAUUCAUUCAUCCAUCCAUCGAUUCACUCAACAAUUAAUUUAGGCUUUCUGUGUGCAUGAGAUGGCAUCACUGAUGCACAUCCAGUGGUGUUAGUACUCAACACGGUCUCACUGCUUUUGAGUUCCCACUAGAAACAGGAACUACUUAAUAUUAAUUCCACCUUGCCAAGUUUCCCAUUUCUAUCGUGCUGCAGUGGUAGCAAUGAAAUAGUCUGGCUUGCAUUAAAAGAAACAUCAGAUAUUACACGUGAGACUAGAUUUAACGGCUUAACAAUGAACUGCAAACAAAAUUACUCCCACCAAAUGUUAUUAUAUAUAAGUAUAGCUAUUGAUAAGAUUAUAAUUAAUUUGUGUGAGAUGCUGCUGCAUGGUAUGCUUUCAUAAGACAAAGGACACUUGCUGAAUAUGUCCUCAUUUGUUGCAGCCUAAAAUUCUAAUCUAGCAUCCCUUUGGCAUAUUGUUGUUUUGAAUCUUGCCAGAAGGGCUUUGGAUUUGCAUCGACUGCACAAACCCACAUAUGAACGUAUUUUGAAAUAGACAAAACAUAGUUUUAGACUGAACCCCUGGACUAUAUUGGUCAGAAACUGGGUUGCAGUUGUACAAUGCAGUUGUGGAUUUGAGAUUGGGCCAUUGUCUGCUGGCCUGCCUGUCAAUGACAUAUAUUGAAUAUGCUAGUUCUUUCAUCCCCUAGCCUAGUGAUCCAUAAUAGCCUAGUUUCCAUUAGAUUUUCCCGAGGCUUAUAGCUCUUUAUCAGAUUCAUGUUCUUCGAAAUCCCUCAUGUUUUCAACUAGCCAAGGCUUUCUGGCUCCAACGUCCCAUAAUAUUCCACCCGAAAUCUCUCACCAGCAGCACACUAAUAUGACUCCUUUUAAAAGUCCCUAUGUGAACUCUCUGCCACACAUUUAAUGUCUGAUGCUUUUGUGCCUUCUCUAGGACUUGUCAUAUCUAAGACACAUUUUUUUUCUCCUGAAACACCACCCUCAAAUUUUAGCUGUACAUGUUUUUCUUUGUGAUAGUAGUGUGAUUGAUGUGCUUUAAAAGAACUGAGCCUAACCUCUCUCUCUCUCAUACAGAUGCAGACAUAAAGCGCAGUGUGACUUCCAGUGGCCGCUCAUUCCUCAGCUCAGAGUCUAUGUAAUAACUGCCCCCCCCCCCCCCCCCCCCCCCCCACACACACACACACACACACACACUCUAGCCUUAUAGAUGUAGGCCCAGUCCCAAAUUGACCCUAUGCCCUAGACACUUUGCCCUAUGCACUUGAGAUUUGAUAGGAAGUUUCGUAACAGCACCAAUUGCCCUCUGAUAGGAUAGGAUAAGUCUCGUCUAACAUCUCCACAAGUGUAUAGAGCAUUGUGUCUAGAGGUGGAUUUGGCCAUUGUCUGCUGAUCUGCCUGUCCAUGUCAAUGACAUAUAGGUCAUAUGCUAGUUCUUUCAUCCCCUGAUCCUAGUGAUCCAUAAUAGGCUAGUCCCCUGUAGCUCAGUUGGUAGAGCAUGGUUCGUUUCCCACGGGGGGCCAGUAUGAAAAUGUAUGCACUCACUAACUGUAAGUCGCUCUGGAUAAGAGCGUCUGCUAAAUGACUAAAAUGUAAAAUGUAGCUUCCACAAAUUUUCCCCAGGGCUUAUAGCUCUUUACCAGAUUCAGGAUCCUCAACCUCUCAUGUUUUCAACUAGCCAAGGCUUGCUGACUCCAACAUCCCAUAAUUUUCCACCUGAAAUCUAUCACCAAUAUUGAAUAUUUUGACAUUGAUUGCACGUGUGAAUCUCCUGCAUCUCACCUUGGCCACACCCUUUCUCCCAUUGGCCCAAUGAAGAAUGGUAGUCCGUGGAGUGGGCCGGACUAUAGACAGAAUGUUUAGGUUUCGAUCAAGCCCAUAUCAAGCACAGAGGUAACAGUAGAAAAAGAAAAGGCAUGGUAGUUAAAAUUAGGCUAUUGUUCACGGUAGUUGAAAUUAGUCUAUUGUUCGCGGUAGUUGAAAUUAAGCGAUUGUUCAUGGUAGGCUACUUGGAAACUAUGCUGUCAUUUGCGGUAGUUGAAAUUAGGCUGUUCGCGGUAGUUGAAAAAAAAAGGCUAUUGUUUGUGGUAGUUGAAAUUUGAUUAUUGUUCGUAGUAGUUGAAAUUAGGCUAUUGUUUGUGUUAGUAGAAAUUAGACCAUUGUUUGUGUUAGUGUGGCUAUAUUUUGCAGUAGUGGAAAUGUGUUUGGGAUAUGCUUCUUUACUCUUCCUACUAUCACUUUCUCUCUCUCUCUCUCUACUCAGCUCUCCGUCGUUCCUCCAGUCUAACUCGGCUGAGUCGGUGGCCAUGGGGCUGCUCAGGCAGUUUGAAGGCAUGCAGCUCCCCGCAGCCUCGGAGCUCGACUGGCUGGUCCCAGAGCAAGACGCACCGCAGAAGGUACUCUCACACAGACACACACACGCAGACACAUACAUGCGUGUAUAAACACACACACACACACACACACACACAAUAUCCCCCACACAUACACUCACACAAACUAACCUGUAUUCUCCCUCUACCCUUCAGCUCCUGCCCAUCCCUGACUCCCUGCCCAUCUCUCCUGAUGAUGGAGAGCAUGCUGACAUCUACAAGCUGAGGAUCCGGGUGCGAGGGAACCUAGAGUGGGCACCGCCCCGACCCCAGAUCAUCUUCAACAUCCACCCCGCGCCCAAGUGAGUCCUUAACACACACACACAGUGACUUCUCACUAUUCUCUGUCUCUCUCCCCCUUCUUGUUUGCCUCUCCCUCUUUUUGUUUGCCUGUCUGUCGCUCUAACCCUCCUAUAUCUCUCUGACUGUCUCCCUCUAUUUUUGUUACUCUGCUUGUCUGUCUGUCUCUAACCAUCCUCUCUCCCCCUUUUUCUCUCCAUCAGGAGGAAAAUAGUUGUGGCGAAGCAGAACUACCGCUGUGCAGGCUGUGGGACUCGCAUAGACCCAGGUAUAAACCACAUUGAAGACCCCCCACUCCCCCUCCAAAACACAACCACCCAUGUUAUCCUUAUCCCACGGUGGUCAUUUUGUGUCAAACCUCACCCCUGCCUCACUCUGUUACCUCUACUCCCCUUCACCGGACAGACUACAUUAAGCGAAUGCGCUACUGCGAGUACCUGGGCCGCUACUUCUGCCAGUGUUGCCACGAGAACGCCCAGGCAGUGGUGCCGGGCCGCGUGCUGAGGAAGUGGGACUUCAGCAAGUACUACGUUAGCAACUUCGCCCGGGACCUGCUGGGCAAGAUCGCCGGAGACCCCCUGUUCAACCCCAACGACAUCAACAGUGGACUCUACAAGAAGAACAAAGCCCUGGAGACUGUCCGGGUGAGAGGACUGGACCUGAGCCUGGUUUAGUUUGGAUUAGUCUAGUUUGAUGCCUAUCUUAUCUUUUAGGUUUGGUUUGUUAGGUUUUACAGUAUUUUAUUUUACUUUAGUUUAGCCUACUUUAGUUUAGCCCACUCAUACUAGAAAGAAAAUGUGUUCCGGUUAUGGGUUGUGGUUUGAAAUGUGUUCUAUGAACUAAGUGCAUUUUCCUACUAUUCUUCAGGUUUUGAGGGUCCAACUCUUCCACAUGAAAAACCUCUUCAAGACAUGCCGCCUAUCUAAAGAGUAAGUUGUGUGCGUGCAUGUGUGUGCCUCCUCCUGCAAUGAAUGGUAUUGUUGGUAUGAGACAGUCCCUUUCCUUUACAUGUGUUACAUGCCUCCUAAAAUAUUCUUCCUGUAAUGAACUGUGCUAUUGCUAUGAGACGACACUGUGUCUGCACUGUCAGGUAAAUUAUUGCAGUAAUGGAUGGUAUUGCUGGUAGGAGUUCCCCUCACGUGUGUCUUUGCGUUUGACCCCAUAGCGUGCUGGACCAGUUUGACAGCCUCCCAGGUCACCUGACUGAGGACCUGCACCUGUUCUCCCUCAACGACCUCAGUGCUGUGCGCAACGGAGAGCUGGCCACCCGGCUUCGAGAGCUGCUGAAAUUGGGUUCUAUGCACGUGGCUGGCUGUGUGGUGAGAAUGCGUUGAAUUAUCCUGAACUACAUACUCUUCCUGUAAUAGAGACAUUCAUUUUUAUACUGUGAUGUACAUUUUGAAUUGUCAUUCUAUACAAUAGCAAAUAUGAGUCAAAUGACAAUUUGCGCCAUGUGUUACAGUGGACUUGAGGGUGUCAUAAAGUGACAUUUCCAUUCUCAGUGCAUCCCCUCAAUGUCAAUGUCUUAAUUUCCUCUCUCUCCCUCUUUGUCUCUCACAGCUGUGUCAGGCCAAGGGUUUCGUGUGUGAGUUCUGCGGCAACGACAAAGACAUCAUCUUCCCCUUUGAGCUGAACAAGUGCACGCGCUGCGAAGGUGAGCCCCCCCGUAUCCAGAUUGUCAUACCUUCAUACUGACCUUGUGCCAUCCCAGGAUAUUCGGUAAUACCAGCACGCUAUUUUCAAUCCAAAGGUUAGCAAUGCUAAUAAGUAUAUGUAAAAUCCCAUAGUGAAUGCUAGCUAAAUGCUAACGAAUGCAUGCAAACAUUUUAUACAGUCUCUGACAAACUAUUUGCAGGACAGACAUCCCAGCACAUAAAGUUCUACAAGUAACUAAAAAAUGCUACUCACAGUUUAGCUGACAAACAUUUAGUUGUGAAUUCCAUAUUGUAACUAGAUCACCUGGCGCGUGCUGCACAACAGUCAGUGGGACUCAUGAGGUUCUGUUCUCUCACCGUGACUGGACUACCUGUAAGCUUCAUACUGAAAAAUUAUACGACCGGUGACAUGAAGAACACCUAAAAAAAGAAAUGAAGAACGCAAUCUGCUUUAUCUCCUAACGUAUUGCACAAGUUGACUGCAGAUAUUUACUUAAAAAGUAGCUACAAAUAUUAAAUAAAUAGUUUCAGUGCUAUUGAUGGUAUUGAUAAACCAUCCCGUGACUAUUUCCAAAUACCCCGCUAUACGGUAUAUACGGUAUACCGCUCAAGCCUAAUCCCAAGACAGGAGAGAGGGAGUGGGAGGAGGGGAAAAGAGUGAGGAAAGGGAAGCUAGUAGUGAGGGAGCAGAUGACCAAAACAAAGGGACUGGAGAGGGAGAAGAGGAGGGAGAGACAGGAGAGGAGUCUGAGAAGGGGAGAGGAGGAUGUUAUUCAAAGCUAUCAAACAGGGAAGUCUGGUCAAGGCAUUUUGAAUUAAAGGAAGGGAGGAAGAUGAGGAGGAGAUAAGAGAAGAAGAAACCGAGACGGGGACAGGAGUGAAUGAGGAAGGAAAGCAUGAAACUGAGGAGGUGGAGGACAAAGAAAUUGAGUAGAGGCCAGGCCUUAAAUAUGGCAGAAACAAUCGGGCCUGGGUAGGGUAGGGCCUGAAUGUCGUGGGCAUGGUUAUGACUCGGGUUUAAAAUUCAUGCACGUGCAGGGCUCUUAAUAAGGAUAUGGGCCUAUUUCAUAUGUAUGUAAUGGCAGGAUGAAUUGGAGUGAUCAAAGGUGUUUUUUUUCUUUUGUGCGCCUACCUGUUCACAUUAUUAUUUAAGCCUCAACUUCUCUGUGUGAAUGUAAAAUAAACACAUUUGUGAAUUUCAGUUGCUUUGUCAUUUCAUUAUCAAGGGGACAAUAUAUUCAUUUGAAAAUGUAGUAAUAAAUAUGUACAAUUGAAGCUUCCACACAGGUGUUAUCUGAAAUGGUUCAGUCACACAUUCAUAGCUUUAGAAGCUGUAUGUCUCUUUUGGGAAUAGGCUUCUCAUUGUGGUUGUGUCUGAACUGGUUUGAGUGGUGCACUGACUCUUUGCAAGUUUCUCUGCAUUUUACCACUCCUCUCCUCCCUUCUGCCUUGCCACCCCGCCUCACCUCUUCUUUUAUAGUCCCAUGUCACCCCUCCCCCUUGCUUCAGAGACUAUCAUUGGCUAUUCUGCCGUGACAUCACAGCACCUCAGUCCUCUUCCCAUUGUGAACAAUGUUGUCAAACCGGUUAUUAGUGUUGUGGGAGCACUCCCCCAUGUUUGCUUAGAGCUGGUUAACAGGUGAGUUAUGGGGUGGAACAUCCCUCUAGGGAAUUAGGAUGUUGUCCAUAUAUCUUCAUGCGUCUUUCUUCUACACAUCGACAAAACAAUGUAUUUUUGAACAGGACUCCACCCAUGUUUGUGUGUCUGUAUCUUUUAUAUAGCGUUUCAGUGUGGUUGCUUUUGCAUUGACAUUUCUCUCUUGUGUUGUCUUGUCUUUCAGAGUGCAACGCGUGUUUCCACAGCAAAUGUUUCCAGGCAGGCAAGGAGUGCCCGCGAUGCCAGCGCCUGGCAGAGAGGCGGGAGAGGAUGGCACGCAAGAACAUGGAGGAGCAGGAGGAUAAGGAGGAGGACGAGGGAGGCGGGAGCUAGGAUGACGAACUGAGAAACAAAGGAGCGAGGACUGGAAAAGAAAGACGGGGGAAAAACGAGAACACAACAAUGAUUUUAGUGACUGACAGUGACCCUUAUUCUUUCAACUCCUCCCGCCAUCCCUCUCUUUUCCCUGAAAUUGCAGCUUCUGGCUACUGGACGAGCUCUGAUGAUUUUGUUUUUCGGUAGCUUUAGUGAAAGAUGAGAUUUUUUCCUUCUUCACCCAAACUGACAGGAUACUUUAUUUUGUUUUUUGAACGCAUUGUCAAUAUGCUAAAUAGCAUAUUAUAUUAAUAUAUUGGCUUUAUUUUUCUGCUUUUAUGGUUUGCUGCUCUGAUUCCAAGUGCAGAUAUCAUAAUAUGAUAGUCCUGCCAUGUACAGUAUGUAAAGAAGUGAUCAUUUUUAAAUAGAACAAGGUAGGUAGAAGUACUGAAAUGUAAGUACUUAUUACUCUAACUCCAUCCCAUUUUAUGCUAUUUUAGCCAAGCCUAUGUGCCUCUGUCACCAAUGUUCUUGUACUGGCAGAGCUAGUGCCCCAUUGGUUGUUUAAGAGAAGUUGGAAUGACAAGUCUUUAGAGGAGGUCUCUCAAUCAGUGUUGCACAGAGUUGUGAAUAUUUUAAGACGAGGCAGUGGAGACGGCAUGUUUGUGCUGCUUUAUGUGUGCGUGUGUGAGAGAUGUAUGCGUGUGUGCAUCUACUAAAAAGGCGUGUGAGCGGAAGUACUAUGGAGUGUGUGUGUGUGUGUGUGU
Coregonus sp. 'balchen' is the source of this 23368-nucleotide messenger RNA. The record is from the annotation of a GenBank genome assembly. NCBI's taxonomy places the organism in Eukaryota, Metazoa, Chordata, Actinopteri, Salmoniformes, Salmonidae.